Esox lucius (northern pike) is the source of this 2373-nucleotide messenger RNA. It is a transcript of the gene gpr85, whose product is annotated as G protein-coupled receptor 85. Lineage: Eukaryota; Metazoa; Chordata; Actinopteri; Esociformes; Esocidae. The coding region runs from base 836 to 1969 and encodes 377 amino acids. The transcript has 2 exons. Gene Ontology annotation, molecular function: G protein-coupled receptor activity. Gene Ontology annotation, cellular component: plasma membrane. The record is from RefSeq and is a predicted model, not a curated record. Gene Ontology annotation, biological process: G protein-coupled receptor signaling pathway.
AGCCUAGAAAUGAAAAGAGCUGAAAUUGUAAUGCUGCUUUGUGCAUGCACGCGUAGGCACACGCUCACAAACACGCGGUCCAUAGUGCUUGUUAAUUAUGCAUAUGAGAAGACAGUCUAGCCUGAGGUGAACCAUCAACUGGUUUAACCUUCCGUUAUAGUAACAUAUUAAUGUAUGCCAUGAUACAUGUAGCAUUGUUGUAUCAGGCCUAAAGCAUUCUCAAAAUCACAUGUAGUAUAGGCCUAUUGGCUUUUUUGUUUAAUCUGAAGCAGUGCUCGCAGAGCUCAAAGGAGCGUGGGAGUCGUCUAGGCAUUAAUAGACGUCGGCAAUAGCCUAAACGCAUAUGAUGCAGAAAUGACUCUGAGUUGGCCAAAACUAUUACGAUGUAUCUUACAAUGAGUUGCAUUCUGUGACCGUAGGCUAUGACUGAUGAAGAAAAAGAGAGUCUCGGGAUGCUGACCCCAUUGAACAGAUACGUUGCCGUGAGAGAUGGUAGUGCUGCAACAAGAGACAAGACGCGUCUUAGAUCAGAAAUAGACCAAUGCGCAUGCUCUGUCCGUUCCGUUUACAGUAUAUUCAUUGUGGGAAAAGGGCAGGCAACAAACCAAGCGGUUUUUUUUACAGCAAGGUGGCUUCUACAAUGUAAAUAAGCUCCAGGGAAACAAAAGGAAAUAUCAACAGGGCUUUUGAGGUGAUGAGACAAAAGAACAAAGGAUGCCGUAGACGAGAGGUUGCUUACAAGCCGGGAAUCUGCUUCAAAGCACACCAAAUGGAUCUAUUGCCUCCCCCUGUCGCCUCUAGAUCAUGAUACUUGGCUGAAGCUAUUACCAUAUUUAUGUUCCCUCCUCCAUCUAUGGCGAACUAUAGCCAUGCAGGGGACCACAACAUCUUGCAGAAUGUCUCUCCUCUCGUCACUUUUCUCAAACUGACAUCCCUGGGUUUUAUCAUCGGCGUCGGUGUUGUCGGCAAUCUCCUGAUCUCCAUUCUACUGGUCAAAGACAAAAGCCUGCACCGUGCACCCUACUACUUCCUGCUCGACCUGUGCGCCUCGGAUAUCCUGCGCUCAGCCAUCUGCUUCCCCUUUGUCUUCACCUCCGUCAAGAAUGGUUCCACCUGGACGUACGGCACGCUGACCUGCAAGGUGAUCGCCUUCCUCGGAGUGCUGUCCUGCUUUCACACGGCGUUCAUGCUCUUCUGUGUGAGCGUGACACGCUACCUGGCCAUAGCCCACCACCGCUUCUACACCAAGAGGCUAACCUUCUGGACGUGUCUGGCAGUCAUCUGCAUGGUGUGGACAUUGUCUGUGGCCAUGGCCUUCCCGCCAGUGCUGGACGUGGGGACGUACUCCUUUAUAAAGGAAGAGGACCAGUGUACAUUCCAGCAUCGCUCGUUCCGAGCCAACGACUCCCUGGGCUUUAUGUUGCUCCUAGCCCUCAUCCUCCUGGCUACGCAGCUUGUCUACCUCAAGCUAAUCUUCUUCGUCCACGACCGCCGGAAGAUGAAACCGGUCCAGUUUGUACCUGCCGUCAGCCAGAAUUGGACCUUCCAUGGUCCCGGGGCUAGCGGCCAGGCGGCGGCCAACUGGCUAGCGGGGUUCGGCAGGGGCCCCACCCCUCCCACCCUGCUAGGCAUCAGGCAGAACAGCAACGCGGCCGGCAGGCGACGCCUGCUUGUGCUGGAUGAGUUUAAAACUGAAAAGAGGAUAAGUAGAAUGUUCUACAUCAUGACCUUCUUCUUCCUCACUCUGUGGGGACCCUAUCUGGUGGCCUGCUAUUGGAGAGUGUUUGCCAGGGGCCCGGCGGUCCCUGGGGGUUACCUGACUGCUGCGGUGUGGAUGAGCUUUGCCCAGGCGGGUGUAAAUCCCUUCAUCUGCAUCUUCUCCAACAGGGAGCUCCGGCGCUGCUUCAGCACAACGCUCCUGUACUGCAGAAAAUCCAGGUUACCUAGGGAGCCCUACUGCGUUAUAUGAAGUUUUGGGUUGUUUUUAUGUUCUCCAUUUCCUUCCUCCACUGAUUGAACUCAGUCUGGGAUUGGUCGCGUUGUACAGCUCUCUUCCUCUUCAUCCUCCUGUUUCUCCUCCUUCCCUCUCUUCUGAGGCAGAAGUUGGACUGUCAAUCACUCCCUUGGUUAUGUGAUUGAGCAUCAAACAUGGAGGUUAAAGGGAAUGAAAUAAGCAGGAAGUUGAAAACCCCUCCUGUGUUUAUGUUCUAGUAAACAACUAUUGUGGAAGGCCAUUUAGAUGCAGAGAAGCAAAAAAAGAAAAUCACCAACGAAACCACAAAAAUGACUGACCCCUGCUUUGGAUAUUUUGUAGGUAAUUCUGUGAGGUUAAAGAUACCAGAAAAAAGAUGAAGAUGAAAAGAAAAAAAAAAA